AUGGCGAACGACGGCCGCUGCUACACCCCGGACAUCGUGCGCAACGUGCUCUGCGGCUGCGACGCCCAGCCCACCUUCCACCUGCUCGGCAACUACGAGUGCCGCUGCACCACGCCCAGGUACGCGGCCGCUCGACGCCACGCUAUCGACCGAGCAGUAAAUCGACAUAAGGUGUGGGUGGCGGAGGCCGCGGGCUGCUUCCCGCUGCUGAAGCGCGGGCCGUGCGCGGCGGACGAGGUGGUGGUGCUGACGAAGCAGCAGUGGACGGCCGGCCCCGCCGUGUGCCGCCAGGAGCGCGGCGACUGCCCGCCGGGCCGCCUGCGCAUGGGCUUCGACGGCGAGUGCCACUCCGAGCGCGAGAUGAAGCUCGCGGCGCCCGGGCGCCUCGCCUUGAACAUCCUCGGCGAGUACGACGUGCUCGGCUACAACCAGGUGCUCCGCUUCACGCCCAAGCUGCACGGCAACGCCUGCGCCUUCGACAGAAUGGGCAUGGACGGGUCGCCGCCCUACAGGGCCUACCCCAAGCCCGUCUGCACGGGCAGCGAGCCCCAGUGUGCCUUGUACGAGACGAUUUCUGUGCCCCCAAGCCCGGAGUAACACGGGUAAUAUUGUUUUCUGUUUGUGACGUGAGGGGGCUCAGACGACCCCUACAAGUUAAAUUGACUAAUUUGUGUGACAGUGUUCUUUUCUUAUAAAUAGAAUGAACUGUUUCGCCUUAAUACAUCAUAUAACUUAUUUUCUAUCCUGGAAUUAAGUCUAAUACGAUAAGUUUGCAGUAACUGCUUCAGUUAUUAAACAUUUCCUAAAUAAAUAAAAUGACAUUUUUUUCAAAUCUAAUUAAGAAAAUCGAACACCCAUUGUUUCUAACAAUCUAAUUUCUCUUUUACAACUAUCUUACCUUUAUUGUUAAUAGAUUUUUUAAGUAAACUUUGUAAAGAAAACAAACAACUUGCGGUAAAGAGGCUUUAAAUUAAUAUUUAUGUCUGUCAACUGAAAACUAGAGAUAACUAUCGCUUUCUCUGGCAAAUUAUUUUUGGACAUUUUCGGGGAGUACGACGUGUUGGGUAAACCCUGGAGUUAUUGUUUACGUCUAACAUGUACGAGAACGCAGAAUCGUUUGAGACAAAUAGCAGGGAUGGGUUGCCAAUGUAGAGUACUGAACCCAAGCCCUUUUUCACGGGAACGGAGCAACAGAGUGCUUUUUGUGACACUAUUGCUGUUCCGCCGAAUCACGAGGAAAAGGAUUAAUAUUGUUUCUUCUCUCAGUUUGAUACACACAACACAGACUUCCUUAUUAAAAUGGGUAAUGUCAGUGUACGUCUUUCUCAGAAACGUGGGAUGAAAAUGUUCUUUAAUACACGACAUUUUAUCAUCUCUGAAAGUAUUUUGAUAUAGUGAAUUUGCAGUUUCGACGUUGUUAAAAACAUAUUUGGUACGUUCUUCAUAUAACAUUUUUCCACAUCGAAUUCAGAUAGUAAAUUAUACCAAAUUGUUGCCAGCUAUCUAGUGAAGAACUCCUGUUUCAUAAAUAUUUCGUAGUUUUUAAUAAAGUGUUCACGUUGUGAAGAUAAAUAACAACCAAUGGUAAAAGUAUUUAAAUUUAUAUUUAUUUUUGUCAACUGCCAACAUACCGUAUUUAAAUCUCAGACAAAUGCAUUUUUGCAUCAUUAUGCAAAAGCACAAUAAAAAUAUUCAACAAAGACGUAUUAACAACAACUUUUUAAUUCGCUGGGGAGCUGCAGUGUUUGUUUCAUGAAACAUAAAUAACUCCAGAAAAACUGUGGAUUAACGCAAUUUCUUUCAAAAUUCAUAUUUAUUUAACCAAUAAAAACGUUUCCACUAAUCACCAACAUAUAAUCUCUUUCACUUAUUUCAUUGCAUUGAUAAUAAUUAUAUGUUUUUUUCCAAAAUAGAGUGCAAUAUUCAUAAAAUCAUACGUUGGAUUUUUUGUUGUUAUUGUUUAUUGCAUCAACCGCAGAGUAACUGGAUUAGCAAUGUUUCUCUUCAUCUAUACUUAUUUCUGAGAAAUAAAAAGAUGUUUACUAUUUAAAUCUCUGUACUUUUUUAUUUCUAUGAACUUAGAAACUGUUCUAACAUUUGAAUCUCACCAAAAUAAGGUUCGCAAUCAUCAACUUGACGAUAUUUUAUUUUGAAGUUUUUCUGUCUAUAUUAUCGUCGGCUAUGUGUUCUUGCUGGAAGUAGUAAAAAUGUAAGUGAGUACUAUUAUCUUGUGUGAGAAAAUUAGCUACAAAGUUACUCUAAAGGAUUCUUAAUAAAUGUUUUUGAGUUUUUAUUAUUUGAAGAACUAAAUAUUCAAAACAAUUCAUAGUAAGAUCUAACCAAGGCUAUCAUAAUGUGGUCACAUGAUCUAAAUAACUGUAUAUGAAUGAAAAACAAAAAAGAUUAAAGGACUGACACGAUGAUGAAGGUUGUUAUUUCGGAAAUUAUACAAUAAAAUUGACUGAAAGUUCCCACUCAGAAAUUUUUUAAAUGAAGUGUGGAAUAGAACUUAUAUAUUGUAUGUCAGUUCUUAAGAACUAAAGAGCAUUCCUGUUGUUAUGAUGGUCCUUAAAUUCUACGAUUAUCAAACACACAUUGCUCUUUCUAAAUUUCUGGUAUUUCUGUUGAUGAAGAGAUAAUAUUUAAGUUUGUAUAUACUUCUAUAAAAUAAGUUUGUUAAUAAUUGAAUCUCUCUAAAGAAUGCUUACAUACAAAUGUAUUUUGUUUUAUUGUUUUAAUUACAAUACAAAUAUUUCAUUAGUCAAUGUUAAAUCUAGAAUAACAUGAAGUAUAGUUUAAUAAUUUAUUUGUAUAGUUGCAUAAUAAAUU
This is a messenger RNA of Gryllus bimaculatus (two-spotted cricket), 2829 nucleotides long. The record is from the annotation of a GenBank genome assembly. Lineage: Eukaryota; Metazoa; Arthropoda; Insecta; Orthoptera; Gryllidae.